Molecule: messenger RNA, 909 nt
Organism: Aspergillus vadensis CBS 113365
Lineage: Eukaryota; Fungi; Ascomycota; Eurotiomycetes; Eurotiales; Aspergillaceae
Product: EGFR-like transmembrane domain-containing protein
Exons: 2
Coding region: 1-909 (302 amino acids)
Source: RefSeq, a predicted model, not a curated record
AUGAACCUUCAACGAGAUCCUGGCAGAACCGCAUACGCCGUAUGCCUUCUGCUCUCUCUUCAAUACAACUGUCUCGCUCGAGCAGAGAGCUUCACCUAUCCGACAGCAAAGGAAUAUCAGUUCAUCGUGGGAGACUUGGUCAAUGUAUCCUGGGACGUGGUGACAUCGCGUGUUUCUCUCUAUGAAGUGUGCAACACCAAGAUUCCUCUGCUAGUAAAUGUCACCAAUCCCUACAGCUAUGUUUGGAAUGCAACCCGCGACAAAUACAGAGAGUCCGGCUGCGCAUUCGAGCUCGAUUCACUAGACAUGUUCGGUAUUCUUGACCCACCAGUACUCACCAGCGUCAAGAUUGGCGUGAGCAAGCGUCAGAAAGAUGACCCGCCGCCUGAGUUUCAUAACUUGUACGACCCGACCAGCAGCACCACUAGCAGUACUUCUAGCACUACUUCAGUGAAAUCUACCUCGAGUACUACUUUAACAACAUCGACCUCUACAUCUUCUUCACAUGCUACAAGCAAUGCGGCUGCCGACAUAACAGCAACCCCUUCUACCCCAGCUCCAGCUACUACCGAUACAAAUAGUGGUCUCACUGUCGCACAAAAGGUUGGGAUCGGUCUCGGGGUCCCGCUAGGAGUGCUGGCAAUAUCCAUCGUUGGGGCUUUAGGCUUUCUGUAUCGACGUCGAUCUCAAAGGAGUGGUGUGGACGAGCCACCGAAUUCGAACCAACCCGCAUCCUCUGGCAUGGUUGAAGCGGCCAAGGCUCCAUGGGAUUCUCGCAUUCCCAGGGCGGAAACGGUAAUCGCAGAACUGCCUUCGCCGUCUUUUGAAAUGGAAGGAAUAGCAGAGGAGGUGAAUCAUCGACCGAUAAGCGAAGUAAUGGGGACUCCUCGGAGUGAGCUUAGUGCGUGA